UCUCUCAAUACUAGGAGUCCCUACCCGUGUGCAUAAGAACACAGUAAGAUUCCUCAAAUUCAUUCAUCAUCAAUUAUCUCAAAAAUCCACGCUUCCUAGUAAAAUUACCAUGUGGCAAAUUCGUCUGUUUCUGACUCUCCACUUCUUCCCACUCCACAGAGACAACUAAUUCGGUAAGAUAAAAACAAAUAAAUAUUUUUUUUUUUUUUUUUUUUUUUUUAAUAUCCAUGUGCCAUUAAUCUUGUUCUUCCUAACAUCACAUAUUCAAAAGUUUGACUCGGCGCAGUCUAGCACACCCUAUUAGAUCCGUGGCGGUUGUUCUAGUGAACAGGGUCAUGUUAUGGCAGAAGAUUUUCUGAAUUUUCGAUGACCAUAUGAUAAAUUUCACACCUUUAUAUUCAGUGAUGACUUCAUUUGCGUUCAAGAUUGGAUCUUGCAUAACCUAGAGCCAGAGCAGAGGGUGGUUGCCAUAGUAGAUUUUUCUUUUUUCCUUUUUUUUUUCUUCUUUUUUUUUUUAAUAAUUUCUAAGCAAGAUGCAAUCGAGGGUCGUGGCCCUUGAAGAAGGAAAGGAAAGAACUAACCAAUCCAAAGGUUUGCCUCUACGGCCACUGCGUCUACUUGUAUUGUUUCUUGCUCUAUGUGUUGUGUUCUCUGUUAUCAGCAUAUACACCAUCAAGCAUUUUGGAAUUGAGAGUGUGGUCACCACAGUGAGCUCGAGUUUUCAGCCAUGUUAUGAGGAACUGGGUGGUUUGGAUAAAUGGAUUAGGCCUCCUUCGAAGCUGAUCCACAAUAUGAGUGAUACAGAACUGCUGUGGAAAGCUUCCUUUGUUCCUCGGAUCAAGAAUUACCCUUUUCAAAGAGUUCCCAAGAUUGCAUUCAUGUUCUUGACUAAGGGACCGUUGCCUCUGGCACCCCUUUGGGAGAGGUUUCUGAAGGGACAUGAGAGGCUUUAUUCCAUAUAUAUUCAUUCACUGCCUUCGUUUCAUGCUCAAUUCCCUCCUUCGUCUGUCUUUUAUAACAGGCAAAUUCCUAGCCAGGUUUCUGAGUGGGGAAAGAUGAGCAUGUGCGACGCGGAAAGAAGACUACUUGCUAAUGCAUUGCUUGAUAUCUCCAAUGAGUGCUUCGUUGGUGCGUUUGAUGACCCUGGUCCAUUCGGAAGAGGGCGCUAUAAUGAGAACAUGGCCCCUCUGGUGAACAUCACAAAGUGGCGUAAAGGGUCUCAAUGGUUUGAAGUGAAUCGAAAGCUUGCCAUUAACAUUGUUGAAGACACUGCAUUUUAUCCAAAAUUUGAACGAUAUUGUAGACCAGCUUGUUAUGUGGAUGAGCACUAUUUCCCCACCAUGCUAACCAUUCAAGCAGGGAGUGUCUUGGCAAAUAGGAGCUUAACUUUUGUGGACUGGUCUAGAGGUGGAGCUCACCCUGCUACCUUUGGAAGAACAGAUAUUACUGAGGAAUUUUUCAAGAGAGUUCGUGGAGGUCACCAAUGCUUAUAUAACAAUCGAAACUCUUCAGUUUGUUUCCUUUUUGCUAGAAAAUUUGCUCCCAGUGCUUUGGAACCUUUGUUACGUAUGGUGGAUUCAAAGGUCUUGGUCUUCUGACAAAUAUUUUCACUUUCCAUUGGGCAACUACGGGAAAAUACACAUGUAGAAUGAAAUGAAAGUCUUUAGAAACUUACAUUAUAUGGCGCGUGACAUGGUGAUUGCCUGAUCGAUGAGUGCUAGGUGGGAGACAUGACCUCACUUCUCAUAAUACACCGUUGAGUCAUUUUUUUAAUGUAGAAAGGAGACGUAUUUUGAUCAUACAUCUGUUUAAUAUUAAUUGUUUGGAU
Gastrolobium bilobum is the source of this 1828-nucleotide messenger RNA. Its product is annotated as glycosyltransferase BC10. Gene Ontology annotation, cellular component: membrane. The record is from RefSeq and is a predicted model, not a curated record. The transcript is spliced from 3 exons. Gene Ontology annotation, molecular function: glycosyltransferase activity. Lineage: Eukaryota; Viridiplantae; Streptophyta; Magnoliopsida; Fabales; Fabaceae. The coding region runs from base 534 to 1598 and encodes 354 amino acids.